AUGAAAGACUUAUCCGCGUUUAACGUCACUCACUUCCCCAGCGGGAAGCAGAAUAUCGCCGUCAUCGACAGUAUCUCUGCACUCACCAUUGUACCAGGAGGAUCUCUGUAUGCACAGGAUAUAAUUGAGUCACAGAACACAAUCAAUACACCGAACGUUACGGGCUUCACCGCUGCCUUACAGCUUGUUUACCCGGCAAACUCCGUCAACCCUGCCAGCAAAUCCCCAGGUGGGGCAGAGUUUUAUGCAUCGCCAUUGAACCUGAGCGAUGCCAAGAAUGUCACAAUGGAAUACAGCGUCUAUUUUCCCGCGGAUUUCGACUGGGUGAAGGGCGGAAAGUUGCCGGGUCUGUACGGUGGCCAUACAGGCUGUUCUGGGGGCGCUGCUGCCGAAGACUGCUUUAGCACACGACUAAUGUGGAGGCAAGGCGGUGCCGGCGAACUAUAUCUAUACGCUCCAAAGCGAAAGCAAACAAAGGCGUUAUGUUCUGACCCCCAGUCAGUCUGCGAUUCCGAGUAUGGACUCUCAAUCGGAAGGGGAUCAUUCCACUACAGCAGAGGGAAUUGGACGACAUUGCGCCAGGACGUCGUGCUCAACACGCCUGGAAAGCAGGAUGGAGCGUUCGCUUUGUUCGUUGACGGGAUGCAGGCGAUCAACCGGACAGACAUAUUUUAUCGUGACGCACCUCAGCAGAAAAAGAAGUCGAAAUCAAAAACUAAGUCUUCGACAUCGCCAACAUCACAGCAAACACAAGGUGGUCUGCUGGGAAUUCUGGCAGUGACUGCCGCAGCGCAAGAAGCUGUAGCUUCUCGAUCAUACAUCAUCCAUACGGCACGAGAAGCGCCGACGAUAAUCGUCGCUGACAAGAUCUCUGUUGAUAGUACCAGUGAUGCCAGCGAAGAACCAGCGGUCGGUUUUGUUGGGCUUUUCUUUAGCACUUUCUUCGGCGGGCACGGAGACGGUUGGGCCACUCCCAAACAACAGUAUACGUGGUUCAAGGACUUCGCCAUCACGCGGAACUUUUGA
This is a messenger RNA of Suillus subalutaceus, 1026 nucleotides long. RefSeq lists its product as uncharacterized. Lineage: Eukaryota; Fungi; Basidiomycota; Agaricomycetes; Boletales; Suillaceae. The transcript has 2 exons. The record is from RefSeq and is a predicted model, not a curated record. The coding region runs from base 1 to 1026 and encodes 341 amino acids.